Punica granatum (pomegranate) is the source of this 1768-nucleotide messenger RNA. Lineage: Eukaryota; Viridiplantae; Streptophyta; Magnoliopsida; Myrtales; Lythraceae. The record is from RefSeq and is a predicted model, not a curated record.
CGGCUUCGCGGAUUCCGAUUAUGCCCCUUUUUCCCCACUCGCACCGCCCUACUCGCCUUUUCCGAGAGUCGCGGCUCCCCCCCCCACGUGUGGGCGCCACGUGGCAAACGCGUCAUCCCAGCUACGCGCCGCAACAGAGACUCUUCACCACGCGCCAUUUUCCCGCCCGAGGCUCUCUGUUUCUUUCCCGCGCUUUCUAGACUUCGACUGGUUUUUUGGGGAGAGGGAAAGCGGACCGGCGACUGGGGACGAUGGAGAGGUGGGUCCCACUGUUCAACAUCUUCCUCCACUCCCCCACGCCGGAGACUGACGCUUCCCGGUGGCUGCAGGAGUCCUUCAACGCUGCUUCCGCCGCGCCGAUCACCACUGCCUCCUUCCUCUCUCUGCUCGCGGAACCCCAAACUGCGAUCAUCUCCGGCUCGUCUUCAUCGUCGCCGAUGAAUCCUCAAACGAAGAGAAUCAUGUUUAUGCAGACUUUGCCCAGCUCAGUUCAGUCGCGGAUACUGUCGUUCCUUGCUUUUGAGCACCGGAGGUUCUCUGCUGGGGAUUUGUCGAAGCUUGCCCGAGGCAUUCUGAGCAGCGAUGGGGGGACUGACUUUUGGGUGGAGAGAGCCGCGCGUCACCUGUUCGACGUCGUGUCCCAAUCAAACUGUUCACGUGUUCUUAACUCAAGUUCAAACUCUGUGGAAGAGGGUGCGAGAAAUGAGUUUGAACAUGUUCCGGGAUGGCUAGGGAGCAUGUUGGGUGGGAAAGGGACGGUCUUUCCCUGGCUUCCUGUAUCUGUGGAAGAUUGCAAAGCUGGAUGUUUAGUUGGUUCAUACGACGAUGAUAAUGACGAUAGUUUCAUUAAUUUAUCGAGUCAGGGGGAAGAGGAUAUGGUGGCCGUAGUGAAUGAUGUGGAGGUGGUCAAUGCUGUUACUGAUGAGGAUGUACCUUUGGACCCUGAAAUUCGGGCCAUUGCCGAGGAUUUGAGAGUUCAGUUUUUGAAUUUUGAGUCUACCAGCAGAACCGUGGCAUUAGCAAAUGAGAUUCGUGGACUGUGCUUAAAUGAAAGAGCUAAUUCUCUGGCCAUUUUCGCCUUGAUUGAACCUUGGAGAGGUGAUGAUGAAACCACUUCCAUUUUGAUUUCGAAUCUCACAGAUAAAAUUGAGGAAGAUGAGCUUUCCUGGCCUAGUCAAGUUCUUUGCUCGUUUGUGCUUCCGAAAUUUAUGUUUUCCGAGGACCCAGCUUCUCGUUUGCUGUUAACUUCAGUAAUAGAAUUUUGUAAGCUUCAUCAGAGGGCUGCUGAGUAUGGACUUGUACUCCCUCUUAUCCUCCGAAAAGAUGGCAUUACUAAUAACAUAGGUGACAUAACUUCUCGGGUUAUUCGAGAAUGCCUGCAUCCUGCUCAUGUUACUGCUCUCUGUCAAAAGCUCUUUUGCAGCAGGAAAGAAGAGAGGAGAUUCAUGUGCCUUCCAUGCCAUCGAUGCUUCAUUUCAGAUGAACUGGUUUGGACAGAAUGGACGUUUGUUCUGCUUCAGAAUAUAUUGAAUCACAAUGUUCAUUUUACACAGGACUGUGUAGAUGAGAUUGUCUCACGGGUUGAGGAGCUAUCUGAAAGGUUCUCCGAGUCUUUGAAGUUCGGAAACUUCUUGUUGUGUUUAGUGACCAAGUGUUCUUCCUCACUGGUGUCUCAUAAGCUGGCAUUAAUUAAUGCAGUUGGACGUACCGAUACUCUCGUGACUAAGCCUGUUCUGUCUAAAUUAUCAAGCUUAUAGUUCUUCUUUGA